This is a messenger RNA of Fusarium musae, 1044 nucleotides long. RefSeq lists its product as uncharacterized. Lineage: Eukaryota; Fungi; Ascomycota; Sordariomycetes; Hypocreales; Nectriaceae. The transcript is spliced from 2 exons. The record is from RefSeq and is a predicted model, not a curated record. The coding region runs from base 1 to 1044 and encodes 347 amino acids.
AUGAAGUUCACCAAGCUCAGCCUGGUCACCGCGCCACUCGUCCUCACAGCUUCUGCUGCGGAGCAGAACCUCCACCUGGUCCUUGAGCGCGACCUCGUCAACUCCAAGUCGGCCAUCACCGUCUGGAACAACGAGCAGACCGAGGUCCUGGGCAAGUCGUGCACCAACUCUCUCACCGAUGGUGCUUUUGUCAAGCACGCCAUCUCAUUCUCUGUGAGCGAGAACGGGGCUGGUAACGUGACAGUCGGCGACAACACUUACCGCAUCGGCGACGGCGACGCUGGCUCCAUUGCCUGCGGACGAAUUGCUGCCGAGGACGAGCUGGUUGUUAACUGCGUCGUGCCUGUCAACGGACUUGGUGUGGACCUCAAGCCUCUUGCCAAGCGGUCCUUACGAGAGUGCUUCCCCGAUGGGUCUCUCGGAAUCGCCAAAGCCAUGGACGUCUUCGAGGGCAAGGUCGACGGGGAGAUCCCUUCUGACGUACUGAGCCAAGUCCCCAAGCUGUCUCAGAAAGAGAUUGACGAUGCUGUCAAGACGGCCGGCCUCUCUAAGCGCCAGACAGGCUGUGGUAAUUGGGUUACCCAAACCCGUCCGGUCGGCAACGGCAAUCCCCACCAGAAUCCAUUGCAUAUCCAGCUCAGUGAGGCCAUGGAGUGCCCCGCAAACAAUCAAUGCGUUGCAGGUAGAUUCGAGUCGCGGUCCUUUUCGAUUGGCUGGAGCGCCAACGCCGCUGUCUCAUGGAUCAGUGCCGGUUUCAGCGUUGUCCAGACUAUCGACACUGGUAACAAUUACGAGUGUUGGGGUAAUCCUCGAGACUGGUUCGCCGUUUGGAAGAAGCAGGCCCAGACUGCCUAUACUGUCCAACAGGGUAUCUACAACUCGUGUACUAAUUCAUGGCAGCCUGUCGGCGGGCACAUCAUUAUCUGGUCACCCAAUGCACAGAACAGGCGGGGAAACUAUUACUGCGUGUUUGGACGCCAGUAUGUUCGCGCUAUUGGCGACAGGUGGCUGGAUACCUCCGCCGGUGAGCCUGGCGGUCCCUAG